Molecule: messenger RNA, 1719 nt
Organism: Hippocampus comes (tiger tail seahorse)
Lineage: Eukaryota; Metazoa; Chordata; Actinopteri; Syngnathiformes; Syngnathidae
Product: H-2 class I histocompatibility antigen, K-Q alpha chain-like
Exons: 8
Coding region: 32-1192 (386 amino acids)
Biological process (GO): immune response
Cellular component (GO): external side of plasma membrane
Source: RefSeq, a predicted model, not a curated record
UCCUUUCAUUUUCUUGUCUUUUCUUUCAGUGAUGCACACACUCAAAGGUUUCACAACAUCAUCUUCUCAAACUGCAAAGCUACCAGAGUACUGGGAGGUCACGUAUGUUGACGACGUUGAGAUUUUGCAUUUUGACAGCAACAGCAGGAAAACGAAAGCCAAACUGGACUGGGUGGACAAUAUCACAGCAAAGGAUCCAGAAUUCUGGAAGCGAGAGAACGAGAAUAACAUUGUCAAUGAGCAGGUGUCCAAAGUCAACAUUGAAAUCGCUAAGGAGCACUUCAACCACACUGGAGGAGUUCACUUGAUCCAGAGGAUGUAUGGUUGUGAAUGGGAUGAGGAAACCGGUGAAGUGGAUGGUUGGGAACACUACAGUUAUGACAGCGAAGACUUCAUCUCAUUUGAGCCGAGAACAACGAGAUGGAUCGCGGCGCAUCCACAAGCUUCCAUAACAAAAAACAAGUUGGACCAAGUCGGGUUGAAUGAACACAAGAAGUAUUCCCUUACUGAGAUAUGUCCUUUCUUCUUGAAGAACCAUGUGAUUAAUGGGCAGGACUUCCUGAUGAGAACAGAGCUUCCCACAGUGUCUCUCCUCCAGAAGACGCCUUCCUCUCCGGUCACCUGCCACGCGACAGGUUUCUACCCCGCCACAUCGGCCCUUUUCUGGAGGAAGGACGACGAGGAGCUCCAUGAGGACGUGGAGAUGGUCCAGCUCCUCCCCAACCACGACGGAACCUUCCAGACCACGGCCCACCUGAGGGUGGAGGUGACGCCCGACGCGGAGGGCGAGUACGAAUGUGUGUUCCAGCUGGCCGGCGUCAAGGAAGCCGUCGUUGUCAAGCUGGACAGCAGAAGCAUCUUGAGCAACGCGCGCAUCCAAGAAGAACAAGUCAAGGAGAUAUUGGUGGCCAGCGCUGUCUCGUUGUGGGUCCUGGCUCUGUUGACAGCGGGGUUGGCGGUGGUCCUUGUCAAGCAUGGCAGGACCAAACAAGCUGCAGACGCUCAAGUGCCUGCGCCCAUUGCCUCGGAUUCCAAGCUCCUUUCCACGUCUGACUCUGAGCCAGUUUCCGAGCACGACGCAGCAGCCGUUUCACAACAUCGAAGGGAAGAUUGCAGACAUGAAAAUUACCUCCCGCGAUCGACCCGUGACUGCACACGGGCGCAAACGCACCCACUGAGACACACUUGCUGACCGACCUUCGUCGAGAUCUGAGGCACUUUUGCAGCGUGUUUACGAUCGUAGCUCAUGUGUACCAUUUUGAAAUGCUUCUCUCUGCCCUCCAGAUUACCAUUCCAUUGCCAGUACACUCGGUGAAUUGUACACGAAACGCUGAUUUUUUUUUUUGCAGCAGCAGCCACCUGCCUGGCAUUCCGCCCUGCUCAUAGAAACAUGUGUCGCAGGCUAUGACGCAAAUCCUUGUUGUCAGAAAUGUUGAAAUGUAUUCUACACAUUUUUACAGCAUUGGAAAACGUUAAGAAUGUUUGUGGCGUGUUUUUGCUCCGACAGAAACCACAUUAAAACAAAAAAUAUUCCAUUUUCAAUUGAAUAAGCUCCGGGGAGCCACUAGGGCGGCGCUAAAGAGCCGCAUGCGACUCUGGAGCCGUGGGUUGUUGACCACCUGGAUCGUACAUCCUCACUUUUGCCUUGAUAGUUUUUGGUUUUGUAAGAAUCCUUUUUGUCAAGUUAUUUUUGACUCGCUUUAAGUUCGUGUGUGUGGA